Molecule: messenger RNA, 216 nt
Organism: Arabis nemorensis
Lineage: Eukaryota; Viridiplantae; Streptophyta; Magnoliopsida; Brassicales; Brassicaceae
Source: the annotation of a GenBank genome assembly
AUGGAAUCACAAUCUCCAGCAACGCCGAUGAAGACCAAGCGCGACAGUGAUGACAGUGCUAGUGUCGCCGGCACCGAGCAGUUCGUUCUGCACACACGUUCGAUUCGGUUGGUCCAAAAUCUCCUCGGCCCCAAGGUAAAGCUGGUCCGCCGAGAUAGAGAUGGUCCUCUUAGACCCAAGUCAACCGCUGAAAUUGGUGAAAUCAAGUUCAUUUGA